Aspergillus ibericus CBS 121593 is the source of this 2161-nucleotide messenger RNA. Its product is annotated as C6 transcription factor. NCBI's taxonomy places the organism in Eukaryota, Fungi, Ascomycota, Eurotiomycetes, Eurotiales, Aspergillaceae. Gene Ontology annotation, molecular function: DNA-binding transcription factor activity, RNA polymerase II-specific; DNA binding; zinc ion binding. The transcript is spliced from 6 exons. The record is from RefSeq and is a predicted model, not a curated record. Gene Ontology annotation, biological process: DNA-templated transcription; regulation of DNA-templated transcription. The coding region runs from base 201 to 2156 and encodes 651 amino acids.
CUUCCUGGUAGCUAUCAGAUUCAGAUGCCCUCCUCCCUCUGCCCUUUUCUCUCCCUUUCUUUUCUCUCUCUCUCUCCUCUCUCCAUCAUAAGUACCAUCCACUGUCCACCUCAUCCCAUCUCGUCAUGUUCUACGCUGGCUGGACCAUUGGGUGCUAACACUUGUGUGUCGGUUGCGCCCCGCCGCAAUACAAUACAUUCAUGACCUCGGAGCAGAGGCAACGGCUCUUGGCCCCUGCAGCCUCCAAGGACCCGGUGCCACCCCCAUCGUCAUCCCUUCCUCCCCAGAGGAAGGUUUCCACCGCCUGUUCCAGUUGCCGAUCGCGAAAGGCAAGGUGCAGCGGAACCGCACCAUGCGACUGGUGCACCAAGCAUAAUCUUGCCUGUCGGAUCGACGAAUCGACCGACUCUCGCCGGAAGAUCAACAUCAAGCGCAGAAUCGAGAGCUUGGAGGGCGAUUGCGAUGUCUUGACGCGGAUCCUGGAGAGUUUGCGGAACAGUGGCGUGACGCGGAUGCGCUCUCUGCUACAGCUGAUUCGGAGCAAUGCGUCUCUGGAGGAGCUUCGGCUCUUCGUGGAUGACCGCCUGGCAAAUGCGCGUACCCUCGAUUCCGCACUAGAGGACGAUGAAGUUCCAAUGCCCGAUGACACCGUUUUCAAGAUCCCUCGCAGAGUGAUGGACAUCAAGCGGCUGGCCGAUCAGCCCGUCUUUCGGGUCCCCGCAAAACCGUGGACCAGGGUGACGGACGACGAUGACUUCGUAUCCCAUCUCAUAUCCCUAUACUUCACCUGGCGCCAUUCCUGCUUUCCAUGCAUCGAUCGCGAUCUGUUCAUACGCGACAUGAGAGCCGCAAAGCUCAGUUCCCUAUUCUGUUCGCCAUUCCUAGUCAACGCUGUUCUGGCGGACGCAUGUGCCUACUCCGAUUACGCUGAAGCAUACGAAUAUCCGAGCGACCCGUCCACGAGAGGUACACAUUUUUACCAGGAAGCGAAGAGAUGUUUCGAACAAGAGGACGGCUAUUCAACAAUAGCUACGGUACAAGGACUAACGGUUUUAUCGACCUGUGCAUGUCUAAUGGGGAAAGAUCGACGGGGCUGGAUAUACCAGGGCCAGCUCGCCUUUGCAGCGAAGGAGCUCGAACGUACCCUUGCCUUGACACCACCUGGCCCCGUCACCGACAAGUCUGAAACAGAGCGAGCAAUCGGGGUUACCCUCUGGGGGUUGUAUAUUACCACAAUUGCACACGCCUUUGCUUACCAGAAACCACCGCUGGUCGAGAGACCCCGCUACCCAUACCCACCGAGCUGUCACGAUGACGACAGUCCGCUCUGGCAUCCCUAUCCGCAAGGAGGCGAUGGCCUUGAGGGGCAUUUCAAGUGUUACUUGAACAGCUUGUCUAGCCUUACAACGAUUGUGGAUGAGUGGUGCACAUUACUGUUCGAUGGCUUUACGAAACCCGCUCUCGACGAGAUUCGAGACAUGGCAAAGAAAGCCGAUAGGCUUUUACUGGAGUGGGAGAUGGCACUUCAGCCCUGUCUGAGGAUUGAGUCUGGGCGUGUGAUACUUCCUCACGUACUAUGUCUUCAUAUGUAUUAUCAUGACAUUCGUAUCACCGUAACGGAACUGGCUGGAGCCGCAGUGUACGGAGCAGACAAGUGGUCGAGCCCGGAUCGGCAUCCGGCACAUAUGUCUCUGUCAUCCGCGCGACAGAUCGCCUGGUUGAUGGACGUGCAUCGAUCCUUGUGGGGCAUUGACUUGUUUCCCGCGAGCCACAUUCAGUGGAUUACAGUUUCCAUGUUCACUUUGCUGGGGGCACUUGAUGAUCCUGCCAACCAGGAGGCGUUUGUGGCUCUCACUGCAGCGGCGAAAGUCGCUGCCCGGCGCUGGCCGAUUGCCAAGGGCACCUUGCGAGCGAUCCAGCUGACCGCGCGCAAGAUGGGGGUUAGGAUGCCACCGGAGACUGACGCGCUGUUUCUCGAUUUCGAAAAGGAAAUUUGGGGCGCGAGAGGUCGCAAGGGUCUAAGGAGCCUGUAUCCCAACUUUGCAGUUUUGACAGGAUCCUUGCGGGAUGAAGAGGUAGAGCUAGACAAGUUUCUAGAGAAGGAGGAUGGUGUCGACGCUUCUGAUCUCGAGGAACAGGAGGAAAUUGAGCUAUGACAGCC